CAUGGGGACAGGGAUCUGACGUCGCGGACAGCAGAGGCUCCGCUGAGACUACAUCUCCCGUGAUCCUCCGCGGUGACUGAUGCCAGCCUGGGCUGCUGCUGCUGCCGCUGCCGUCAGGCCGCUUCUUUGUGCAGCGGUGAGGAGGAGACCUGGGGGCGCUGCUGGGCGCAAUAGGCCGGGUGUAGCAGGCUGCCAGGUGAGCAGGAGGAGUGCAGCUUAAGAAACUCACCACCACAGGGGUCAUCUGCCCAACUCUGAAAAGCUGCGUCGCUUGCGGAGGAUGGACAAGGCGAAGAAUCACAUGACUGAGAGGAUAUUGACCCUUGCCCUGGAGUUGGUGUACCUGCUUAUUGAAGAGGAUUUUGUUAUAGUGAAGAAGUCCGGUGAACAUGUGGUGUACAGCAGCAGUAGCCAGAGCCCCAUCACGGAGCCUCCGACAGAUUCACUGACACAGGAGAGAGACAAUGAGCAGAAGAUCCUGGAUCUCACCAACAAGAUCAUUCAGCUGCUGACUGGAGAGGAGUGCGAGUAUUUACAAUCAAAUAAAGAUUUUGGAGAACUACACAAGGAUCAUAAAAAGCAAGAAAUGGGGGAUAGUCACCAGCUCAAUUCACAGGGGAUAUCUGCUGGCGGAAUUGAAUCAGCAAAGUCUUCUCCCGCCUCUGCACCUGUGAACCUAAGGAAGGGCAGGGUUGCCUCUGGGAGUCCGCAUGAAAUAUCCUUGAGCUUGUACCAAGGCGACACAAAACAAAGUGUAACUACAGCCCUUCGUGAAGGUGGACGCCUCCCUGAAAUUUACAUUCAUGUCCCAGUUGACCAGACAGAAUAUUUAUCCGUCUGUAACAAAGGAGACGUGGCGUCAGCUGAUUCAGAUAAGUUUUCAGGCAACAACAUUUGCAAACCCACUUCACAUACAUCAACCGUACCUGCCGACAGCAAUGAGAGCCCAGUAGAAGAAGGAAAAUCCACAGAUCUGAAGCCGGGAGAGCCAGAAUAUACAGCUAUUGAAAUUAAGGAGGAGCCAAUGGAAUUUGAGGAAGAAAAUCUCAGCUUGAACAGUCAACUGCAAGCAGAGGUGGGGCACUUAGCUAUACAGGCAAAGAGCAAACUCCCCUUACAUGAUAAAUCUCCUAAGGACACAGCUCAUUCAACAGCCCAAUGUACGUCUGCUUAUAUAAAGCAGGAACCAGUUUCAUGUGAGGAAGGAGAACACAGUGAGACUGAAACCUCUACAUCCGCACAGCAACAGCUUCUAUUUGCCCAGCUUAAGGAGGAAUCCUGCGCAGAUGGGAAUUCUAGAGACACUGAAACCGACGUGGCAAUGGAACAAUCACACAUGCAAUAUAGACUUUGCAUAAAGGAGGAAGUCUGUGACGAUAUGUAUAAUGAAGACCACAGCCUGCUUCCAAGUAGUGAGGGCUUUUCACCUGCUCAGUCUUUCCAUAAAUUGCCCAUGGGGGAAUAUUACUCUGCCCACUCCAGUACCGCACAGCAGGGAAAUAACCCGGAGAAACCGUUUUCAUGUUUGGAAUGUGGAAAAUGUUUUAAAUAUAAAAGCCUCCUCCUUCAUCAUGCCAAAUCUCACCAAAAGAAGCCGCUGAUAUGUUGCGAUUGUGGGAAACGGUAUUCCUGUAAGACGGAGUUCGAUAUACACCAGAGGAUUCAUACGGGAGAGAAGCCGUUUGUGUGCUCCGACUGUGGGAAAGGUUUCAGGCGGAAAUCUCACAUGUUACGGCAUCAGAGGAUUCACGGAGACAAGGAGACAUUCUAUUGUCCUGAGUGUACUAAGUGUUUUCAUCGGCUGGACGUGCUAAACCAACAUCGUAAGACUCACAAGACAAGCUUCCCCGCCCCUGAGCUUCAAAUGCCCAUGGAACCUUCACAAAUGCAAAAUUCACCUACGGCUUAUGAAGAAAAGGAGGUGUUUGCAUGUACGGAGUGUGGGAAGUGUUAUAACGAAAUCUCUCUACUGGAGAGACACCAGAGAAGCCACGCAGGAGACAAGCCAUUCUCCUGCACCGAGUGCGGGAAAUCUUUCCGGUUUGAGGCUCUUUUGGAGCUGCACUGGGGCAGUCACAUUGAAACCAUUUCAUGUCCCGAAUGCGGGGAGAGCUUCGCAAGUCAGAGCCUUCUAAGCCACCACUUGAAGAUCCACGCAGGGGAGAGCGAGUGUAUUUGCUCAGAGUGUGGGAAAGAAUUCCCCAGCAGAUCGCAGCUCGCUGACCACUACAGAACUCACACAGGAGAGAAGCCGUACAUGUGUCCUGAGUGCGGGAAACACUUCCGUAGGAAAGCGCAUGUCGUCAGGCACCGAAAAACACACACGGGCGAUAAGCCCUUUUCCUGCUUUGAGUGUGGCAAAUGCUUUGAGAAUGAAGAGUUCCUCAGUCGACAUUCCAAGUUGCACAAAAGGAAGAGGCCGCACGUAUGUCCUGAGUGUGGGAAGAAUUACACCAAGAACUCCCACCUAGCCAGACACCAGAGGAGCCACAUCAGGGAAACAACUUACACUUGUUUUGAGUGUGGGGAAUACUUUCAAUACCCUGCCCUUUUGAGUCAGCACAUGAAAACCCACAGCGGGAAAACGGUGUACGAGUGUUCCGAGUGUGGGAAGAGUUGCGACUCGGACAUCUCUCUCGCUAAACACGAGAAAAUGCACUCCAAAGAGAAGUCCUUCAUAUGCGUUGAGUGCGGCAAAAGCUUCACUUUCUACUCGCACUUCAUGAGACAUCAGACCUUGCACUCUGGAGAGAAACCCUUUGGGUGCUCUGAGUGUGAGAAAAGGUUCACUCGGGAAUCACAUCUUGUCAGACAUCGAAGGCUCCACAACAGCGAAUAAGCUACAGUGCUAAUGGUCACAGAAAACAAAAAAACAAUUGCUCUUGGAUCGAUCGCCAGGACUGGCUAUACUUACUUUAUACUUAUUCACUUUAUUUCAUUUUUUUUUAAAUAUUGAUUUUACUCUUAAAACAUUGACAUUGAAUCUAAUUUUUAGCCUAAGGAGCAUAUUUAUCAAUGUUUGGAGAGAAGCCAAUCAGCUUAUUGCUGUCAUUUUACAAGCUGUGUUUGAAAAAUGACAGGAGCUGAUUGGUUGGAACUUUCUCUCCAAGCUUUAAUAAAUAUCCCUCUAAAACUUUAUUGUUCUUGUCAAUGUUGGUAAGUACGGUCUUAGCAGGUGACAGUGGCACUCAGUAUAAGGGACUGGAGAAACGCAGUUGUUGCCCAGAACAAGCACACCCAAGCCUCUAACUAAAACGUAAAAAUAGAUCUUGGGCGCAUCAAUUAAAUGACGAACAAAUGAAUUCCAACAAGUGACCCAAUGUUGAGAAAAAAAAUGACAAUACAAUGUCAAUUAACCCUAAGUGGUACACAAUGGCUUCAAUGCUUUCUUAUCAUAAUGUUUAAUACAAAAACUGGAUAACCCUUAAAAAAAUGUUAUCUGUUCAUUUAAAUAUAUUAUAACACAAGAAAACCUUUAAAUGCAAUAAGAAACAAUGGCAUCUUUCAUAUAAACAGUCCAUAUAAGAUCCAGAUGAAUUCCAAAAUCUUACCGUUGUCGAUGGAUGUGGUGAAAUAUUCUAACCAACCCGGAACACUGGGGAGGUUUACCAACAUAGAAUAGGUGCAAGAUACAUGGAUCCCAAUGGCUUGAGGAUAGGCAGAAUAUCAGGAGCAGAACAUAAUAACCGCUCCAGAAAAGGCCAUUCUCUGAUAACACAUACUAAACAAUAACGUCAGUCCCGAAACAUAUAUAAUGUUCCUAGCAGAAUACUAGGAGUCCAGAAUGCGAAUACUGCUUAGCAAACACUUAUGCUGCUUUCAGAUUGCAAAUGCCGGAUCCCACC
This is a messenger RNA of Pseudophryne corroboree (corroboree frog), 3845 nucleotides long. Its product is annotated as oocyte zinc finger protein XlCOF6-like. The transcript has 5 exons. The record is from RefSeq and is a predicted model, not a curated record. Bases 281 to 2839 code for a protein of 852 amino acids. Gene Ontology annotation, cellular component: nucleus. Gene Ontology annotation, molecular function: RNA polymerase II cis-regulatory region sequence-specific DNA binding; DNA-binding transcription factor activity, RNA polymerase II-specific. Lineage: Eukaryota; Metazoa; Chordata; Amphibia; Anura; Myobatrachidae. Gene Ontology annotation, biological process: regulation of transcription by RNA polymerase II.